AUGUUAUCAUCAACAAUGUCCUUUCUAAUUUUUGCAUCUUUGGUGAUGAUAUCUUAUGGUCGAACAGUGCGUAGUUCGGAUCCAAUUAUUCCUUUCAUAUUUUCACCUGUGAAUACCGAUGAUAAUAGUGUCAUGGGCUCAACAAAUGGUCAUAAUCGAUUUAUACACGUUAUUGAACAAAUAAUUAGAUAUGUUUCAUCAAUAAAAUCAAGUGAAACUUUUAUUCAAAAUAUUGUCAAUCGUCAUAAAGAACCAGCUGAGAGAAUGGAAGUUCUUUCAUUUUUAAACAAAUGUUUUGAACUUACCCAUAAGGUUAUUCAACGUGAAAUCGACUAUAUGUUAGGCAUGCCUGGAACACAAAAGAAAUCUUCAUAUCCUCCACCGAUAUUUACAUUAGAAGAAUUAAAACAAGCUCAAAAGAAAGUUGAUGAGCUACUAACUAGUAUACAAAAACAAAUCCAAUCAUUAAAAACUUGGAUUCCACCAACAAUGCCAUUUCUUGGCUUUUUUUAA
Molecule: messenger RNA, 513 nt
Organism: Rotaria socialis
Lineage: Eukaryota; Metazoa; Rotifera; Eurotatoria; Philodinida; Philodinidae
Source: the annotation of a GenBank genome assembly